Molecule: messenger RNA, 371 nt
Organism: Penaeus monodon (black tiger shrimp)
Lineage: Eukaryota; Metazoa; Arthropoda; Malacostraca; Decapoda; Penaeidae
Product: signal peptide, CUB and EGF-like domain-containing protein 3
Exons: 3
Coding region: 9-371 (120 amino acids)
Molecular function (GO): calcium ion binding
Source: RefSeq, a predicted model, not a curated record
AUGUAAUAAUGAAUAUAAUGACAGACAUUGAUGAGUGCAGCGUCAACAAUGGUGGUUGUGAUGAUAUAUGCAUCAAUACCCCUGGACUGUUUUCCUGCUCAUGUUCCUCGGGCUAUAUGUUGCAUAUGGAUGGACGUUCCUGUACUGAUGUUGAUGAGUGCAAAGAGAAUUCCAAGAUUUGCAAUGGAGGAGUGUGCUCAAAUACCCCAGGCGCUUAUGUGUGUACCUGUGAAGGCGGUCUUAUUCCUGAUUCUGAUGGUCCAGGAUGUCUUGGUCGUGGAACCGGAUGCUUCAGCGGGUCCAGUGGAAAGAAAAUUUUAGUAGAGUCCAUUCUUUCAGGGUUUCAGGAGGGAAAUGAACUCCAUUUAUAG